Messenger RNA from Lathyrus oleraceus (garden pea), 633 nucleotides. RefSeq lists its product as uncharacterized. The record is from RefSeq and is a predicted model, not a curated record. The coding region runs from base 1 to 633 and encodes 210 amino acids. Lineage: Eukaryota; Viridiplantae; Streptophyta; Magnoliopsida; Fabales; Fabaceae. The transcript has a single exon.
AUGUCUCAGGAUCAUAGAAAACUUGACUCUAAUCUAAUAUGUGACAAUAUCAAGUCUCUAAUCAACAGUGAUGCCUCACUAAAAGUGAAACAUAUCAUCGCUCAUAUUCGAGAGACAUUUAACUACACAAUCUCUUACAAAAAGGCAUGGAUUUCAAAGAAUAAGGCAAUCACUGCUAUUUAUGGAAACUGGGAGACUUUGUACAACAACCUUCCGCAAUGGUUGUUGGUCAUGAAAACAUUUCUACUAGGUACUAUAAUAGAACUCGAGACCCUUCCUGUAUUUUCAAACGAAUGGACUCAAAUUAGUGGUGCUAGAGUUUUUCACCAUCUUUUUUGGGCUUUCCAACCAUGCAUCAAGGGUUUUGCAUUCUACAAACCGGUGGUUCAGGUAGAUGGCAGAUGGUUAUAUGGAAAGUACAAGGGAACUUUGUUAAUGGAUGUGGCACAAGAAGGAAAUAGGAACAUAUUUCCAAUAGUUUUUGCAUUGGUAGAGGGUGAAACUGGAGAGGCAUGGAGUUUUUUCUUGAGAAAUCUUAGAAUACAUGUUACACCACAACCCAACCUAUGUUUGAUAUCAGAUCGACAUGACUCAAUAAAGAAUGCCUAUAAUAACCCGGAUGAUGGUUGGUAA